This is a messenger RNA of Rotaria sordida, 1434 nucleotides long. NCBI's taxonomy places the organism in Eukaryota, Metazoa, Rotifera, Eurotatoria, Philodinida, Philodinidae. The record is from the annotation of a GenBank genome assembly.
AUGACGGAUUGUACAGAGCAUCAAAUGGCUGAUUCUCUAGUUUGUCCUAUAACAAAAGAAUUGUUCUCAGUUCCAGUACUUGCUGAUGAUGGCUACACAUAUGAAGAAUCUGCGAUUAUUGCGUGGAUUCAAGAAAAUCAUACAAGUCCAAUGACACGACAAAAUUUAUCUGUUGACAGUUUACGUCCCAAUCGUAUUAUUAAAAGUUUAAUCGAAGAAUUCGAAAAUUCAUUACGUUCCGCUGAUUAUCGUUUUAAAUUAGACGUUGACGUACGAAAAGAAGGUCGUGCAAUAUUUCAGGUAAACACUAAAUCUAUAUUUCGUGCUCAUUGGAUAACACGUCGAAAUGCUCCACCAACAAUAUUAUUGAAAAUGAAUGGUGUACGAGCAAAAAGAGAAGCAUCAUUUUGCGUACAGUUGAGCCGUCAUCCACACAUUAUACGAACAUAUGGGAUGAUCGAACCAACGCCUCAAGAUUCGGUUAUGUUACUUCAAGAAUAUGCUCCAGAAGGAAGUCUUCAUGAUCUACUUGAUGAUCAACCAAGAGUUCCAGACGAAAUGAUUUUAAUUGAGAUGUUUUCACAAAUAACAGAUGCAAUGGCUUAUCUUGCAUAUAAUCGUGUAACUCAUGGAGAUCUAGCAUGUAGAAAUAUACUAGUGUUUCGUUUCAACAAAUAUAAACCUGAAGAUAAUCUUGUUAAAUUGACUGAUUUUGGUCUUACUCGACAUAGUUCUAUAUACUUAUCAGUUAAUAAUCAAUCAAUGGUAAAUGAUUGCAUUCCAAUACGUUAUGCAUCACCGGAAUUAAUUCAACAUCAGGAAUGUUCUGAAAAAUCAGACAUUUAUUCGAUGGGUGUAACUAUGUGGGAAGCCUUUUCAAAAGCGAAUAUACCAUGGUCUCACAUUCAGAUGGACCAAGAAAUUUGUCAACGCGUGAUUACGGGUGAAAAAUUGUCAAAACCGAUAAUGUGCAGCGAUGAAACAUGGUCCGUAAUUUUGACUACGAUGACUUUCAAUGCACAUGAACGACCAACAUUUCCUCAAUUGAGACGUUCACUGACGAGACUACAAUAUCAGGUCGAAAAUAUAACCAGAAGCCACAAUGAACUAAUGGACAAAUUUCAACGAGUGCUGCAAGUUGAUAUGAACGAAGUUGUUAUAGGCAUAGCUGUCGAACAAACUCUUAUAAAUUUAAGUGGAUUAAACAUCGAUCAAACAGGUGCAACAUUUCGACGCAAACUAGACACUAAUGUUACAGUAUUUCGUUUGAAAAUGCCUAGUGAUAAUGAUUUAAACAGUUUUAUUCGUUAUUACGGUGAACACUUUAAAUCUUUGAUAAUACAACAUGAAAGAGAACCAACAACAGAAUGGGUAACAAUACAAAUGAGCACAAAUAUAUUAUAUAACCAUAUGGUAUCAAUUAUUUGCAAGUAA